AUGGACGUCACUACACAUUCGGAUAUUGUUAUUGAUACGCAUACACCACAUUUUUCAUGGCAAUUGGCCGACGAAUAUUCUUUAAGUGGUGAGCUAAUUCGAAAUAUUCGACAGAUAGGUUACCAUAUCCGAGUGUAUAAUACGAUCGCCGAUCAGUUAGCUUGGGAUAGUGGUUAUGUGUCAUCGCCGCUAUCAUUGUAUACUCAAUACGCAGGUGUUCCUUUUUCUUCUGAUACACGUUACAAUGUUUCCAUUAAAUACUAUACAAUCGAACGUGAAAGUCAAUGGUACACAGCACGAUUUCGUACAGCACUGUUUUCUCUGACAGAUUGGACAGGUCAGUGGAUUGGUAGUAAUUAUAUCAAUAUGAAUCAAUUACGAACUGUUGUUGAUCUUAAACCAAUAAAAAUUCAAUCUGCUUCUGCUUUCAUCAGUGGUGUUGGCUUCUAUCAAAUGUAUAUUGAAGGUCAAUUAAUUGAUCCAUCGCGUCGUUUAGAUGUUGGCUGGACUACGUAUCAGCAACGUACACUCUAUACGUCAUACGAUUUGACCGAUAUAAUAAAUACGACGAAUGAACGAAUGGGCGUUGGCAUUGUAUUAGGACAAGGCUGGUAUAAUCAGCAACAAUGGGCAAUUUCACUUAAUCCACAUAUUACACUAGCUGAGCAGUAUGGUCCACCACGUGCAUUGUUACAAUUGAACAUUCGCUACGUUGAUGGUACUAAUCAAUCAAUUGUUACCGAUUCCUCAUGGCUAGGUAGAGAAGGUGAACAUCGGUUUGAUUCAGUCUAUAUGGGUACAACGAUGGAUCUUCGAGCGACACUUGCGUGCUGGUCAUGCGCUAAUUUUAGUAACUUUUAUUCAGCAUGGUUGAACGCUUCUAUAUUAUCGUCACCCGUCGAUUUUACAGCUGGAGGUCAGUUUUCAUUACAAAUCAUGGAUCCGAUUCGAAUCGGUCCUGGCGCACUUCAUAUUGCAACAUCAGGUCAGUUUGGUCAACUGGAUGGAGUUCAAGGUGCCAGUCUAACGGAUGGCGGUGUUCUCAAACCUAUUUCUCAGGACAUGAUCAAUGGGCAAGUUUUUGAUCUUGGUCAAAAUUUUGCUGGCUGGUGUAAAAUAUCGUCAUUGAACGCAAGCAAAUCAACGAUUAUUCAAAUGCGUUAUGGGGAGCUGCGAUAUUCACGUGGUGUCAAUGGUAUUGAUUUCGCUGGAUUAUACUAUGAAAAUUUGGAUAGUAUUGCCGUGAUGGAUACCGUUGUUCUGAAUGGAACAGGGAACGAAGCAUUCGAACCUCUAUUCACUUCUCAUGGAUUUCGUUAUUUGUUAGUAAAUGGUUACAAUAAAAUUACUAAAAAUGAUGUUGAAUGUUACAAUGCUCAUAGUGAAACAACGUUGAUCGGUAAUUUUAGUAGCAGUAGCGUUGUUUUAAACCAAAUUCAACAUAACAUUCUCUGGUCACAAUUGAGCAAUUCCAUGUCUUUACCUAUGGGUUGUCCACAACGUAACGAUCGAACAGGAUGGUUAGGUGAUGCAGGUCUCAGUGUUGACGCUGCCUUGUAUAAUUUUGAUUAUAUCGGUUUUUAUUUGAAUUUUUUAACUAUGAUUGCUGAUAAUCAAACACCCGAAGGUGCCGUCAGUGAUACCGUACCAUUUAUGACUGGUUUUCUUCCUGCUGAUCCUAAUUGGGGUACGGCGUAUGUAACUAUUACGUGGUGCUUAUAUGAACACACAGGUGAUAUGACUAUACUGGAUAGAUAUUACGUUGGUAUUCAAAAAUGGAUUGAUUAUUCAAUCGGAGGAUAUAAUAAAACUGGUCUAGCAAAUAUGUACUUCCAUUUUGGAGAUUGGGUACCAGUGCAGAAAGUGAGUAACAAUUCGUUGGUAUCUUCAUAUGCUUUUUUGCGUGAUGUAUACACGUUUGUGAAUAUGAGUCAGCUGCUGAAUCGUACGGCAAAUAUUGAAAGAUAUUCGACGUUUUAUCAACAAUUAAGUGAAGAGUGGAACCGUGUUUUCUAUAAUGCAAGUGUAAAUGGAUAUGUUGAUGGAAGUCAAACAGCAAAUAUAUUAUCACUGGCUUCGCCUAAUGUUGUACCAAGUGCUCUUCGUGACACAGUUCUAAACUCGCUGAUCACCAAUCUGCAAAGCACGGGCUAUUUUACAGGCGGUAUUAUCAGCGUUGCAGCUUUGUAUCCGCUGCUAUCGAAAGAAGGAUAUCACGAUUUAGCAUUGAAACUUGCACUUUCGACCUCUUACCCAUCGUACGGUUAUAUGUUUAACAAUCAGAUACAAAAUGCAACGACCACAUGGGAACAAUGGAAUAGUUUACCAAAUGGUGCCAGAUCGUCUUUGAAUCAUCAUAUGUUCAAUAGUAUCGGAGGAUGGUUCUAUCGAUAUUUAGCAGGAAUUGAAUUGAAUGCAUUAAAUAUAAUUACGAUUCAACCGCGUAUGACCUACGCAGCCGAUCUUUUGAACUUUGUUGAAGCAGAAGUUGUUACAAUAAGAGGAUCCAUUGAAGUGAAAUGGAGACGCGCAUCAAAUGAGAGUAUCCUUUUGUCCGUUGUUAUUCCAAACAACAUGAAUGCCGUUGUUCACUUGGAUCCGUUGAUUCGGAAUGGACGUUGUAUGAAAUUAAUGUGCGAUGACAAUAUUAUCUGGAUAGUUGAAAAUCAGGUCGGUCAACGAAUUUGGUCAAAGCAUGUACUUGGUGUGACUGAUCUUAUGGAAGACCCGGUAAAAGGUACACUUUUAGUGAAAGUAGUAUCUGGUGCGUAUAAGUUCAUGGCAACUUGGGAAUAA
Molecule: messenger RNA, 2796 nt
Organism: Adineta ricciae
Lineage: Eukaryota; Metazoa; Rotifera; Eurotatoria; Adinetida; Adinetidae
Source: the annotation of a GenBank genome assembly